GACCACCAUUCAUCGCGGGCUUUAACAAAAUCAUAAUUGCUUCUUUUGCUUUCUUGCGCACUCAUAAAUCUAGGGUUCUUGCUGCAUUACACUGCAAGAUUCAAUCUUUAUUGCUCAAAUCGCCUUUAACAGCAAUUCCCAUUGCACCCCAUUCUGAUUAUUUACUUAAUUUAGAUUUAUUUGCCGGUUGAAUUGAGUAAUGCGUGUGUUUUUGCAGCAGUAAGUGUGCUUCUUUCCACGCUUGGUUUUUUGUGUUUUUAAUUUAGUUAUUUGGUGAUAUUUUGGUGGGUUUUGAAUGAGGGGCAAGAUUUUGCCAUGUGCUGAGAAAUGAGGGCUGGAGUGACUGAGAAAUGGGGUGUGCUUUCGGCAAAGAAAUUUCUGUGUCUGGUUCACCCGGAGGGAAUGGUGUAGUGGAGAAGAGGAGAGACAAGUUGUCAGUGACAGCUGAGAGUGGGGAGAAAGCAGUAGAGAGUUCGGUGAGUAUACCAAAUGGUGGUGAAGUUCAGAAUGGUGGCGUUAAGAAGGAGGAUUUGAAAGAUGGGAUUGUGAGGAAAUCGAGAAACGAAAAGAGGAGGUCGAGACCGAAUCCUAGGUUAAGUAAUCCCCCUAGUAAUGUUCAUGGCGAGCAAGUGGCUGCUGGAUGGCCUUCUUGGCUUGUGGCAGUUGCUGGUGAGGCUCUCAGCGGGUGGAUCCCCCGUCGAGCUGAUACAUUCGAGAAGCUCGAUAAGAUUGGACAAGGUACGUAUAGUAACGUGUAUAAAGCUAGAGAUGCUCUAACAGGAAACAUUGUUGCGUUGAAGAAGGUUAGAUUCGAUAAUUUAGAGCCAGAGAGCAUAAGGUUUAUGGCUAGGGAGAUUUUAAUUCUGCGCCGCUUGGAUCAUCCAAAUGUCAUCAAAUUGCAAGGUUUGGUGACCUCAAGGAUGUCCUGUAGUUUGUAUCUAGUGUUCGAUUACAUGCCACAUGAUUUGGCUGGCCUUUCAUCGAGUCCCAGCAUUAAGUUUACAGAGCCUCAGGUGAAAUGCUUUGUGCAUCAGCUAUUGUCUGGCCUUGAACACUGUCACAGCCGUUAUGUUUUGCACCGUGAUAUUAAAGGCUCCAAUCUUCUAAUUGAUGAUGAAGGAGUUCUGAAGAUUGCUGAUUUCGGACUGGCUUCCUCUUUUGAUCCCAGCAAGAAGCAGCAUAUGACAAGCCGUGUGGUCACUCUGUGGUAUAGAGCACCCGAGCUGCUUCUUGGCGCCACUGACUAUGGUGUGGGAAUUGACUUGUGGAGCGCUGGGUGCAUUUUAGCCGAGCUAUUUGCUGGGAAGCCCAUUAUGACGGGGCGGACAGAGGUUGAACAACUUCACAGGAUUUUCAAGUUAUGUGGUUCUCCGUCUGAUGAGUAUUGGAAAAGGUCGAAGCUACCGCAUGCAACCAUAUUCAAGCCCCAGCAUGCAUACAAAAGACGCAUAGCAGAGACAUUUAAGGAUUUCCCACAGUCGUCACUGCCUUUGAUUGAGACCCUACUUUCGAUUGAUCCAGCUGAGCGCCAAACUGCCACAGCUUCUUUAAGGAGUGACUUCUUCACUACAAAACCUUAUGCAUGUGAUCCUUCAAGCCUUCCAAAAUACCCACCAAGUAAGGAGAUGGAUGCUAAGCGUCGGGAUGAAGAAGCUAGAAGGUUGAGAGCUGCCGGUAAGACAAAUGCAGAUGGUGUGAAGAAACCACGGACACGUGAACGAUCAAUGCGGAAAAUACGUGUCCCCGAAGCCAAUGCAGAGCUGCAAGCCAACCUUGAUAGGCGGCGUCUGAUCAACCAUGCAAAUGCAAAGAGCAAAAGCGAGAAAUUUCCUCCUCCACACCAGGAUGGAGGGCUUGGCUAUACUAUGGACUCAUCACAUCUUAUCGACCCAGCCUUUGAUCCUCCUGAUGUCCCAUUCAGUUCCAUGAACUUCUCAUAUGCCAAAGAACCCAUGCAGACGUGGUCAGGCCCGUUAGCCGACCCUGCUGGUGUUGGGGUUUCAAGAAGGAAGUCAAAGCAGUCGAAGAAGAGUUCUGUACUGAACUAGGGGGAAUAGACUGUCAUACACUCACUCACUCCUAACCCAUCAACUCAGAGGCAAAUUGCAAGAGACGAUGCAAACUCGUUUCCUGGUACGCUGUCUCUAUUUGCAACUCCUUACCUCAGGCCGGAUAAUCUGCAAUUCUUGGAGAGAAAAUUUGUCCUGCAUAUUUUGUUUCUAUAUAUUUUUUGGGAUCAUGAGAAAUAUUUUUAGUUUUUGUAUAUGCUGAAAAGUCUUCCAUUGGGAGAGAAGUCUUGAUCUGUGAGAUGUGAGAUGUUUAGUUUCAAUAUCAAUAUAUGCUGUAUGCACAGUUUACUUUGAUCUUA
Messenger RNA from Salvia hispanica, 2368 nucleotides. Its product is annotated as putative serine/threonine-protein kinase At1g54610. Gene Ontology annotation, molecular function: ATP binding; RNA polymerase II CTD heptapeptide repeat kinase activity. Gene Ontology annotation, biological process: positive regulation of transcription elongation by RNA polymerase II; protein phosphorylation. Lineage: Eukaryota; Viridiplantae; Streptophyta; Magnoliopsida; Lamiales; Lamiaceae. Gene Ontology annotation, cellular component: cyclin-dependent protein kinase holoenzyme complex; nucleus. The record is from RefSeq and is a predicted model, not a curated record.